Molecule: messenger RNA, 648 nt
Organism: Penaeus monodon (black tiger shrimp)
Lineage: Eukaryota; Metazoa; Arthropoda; Malacostraca; Decapoda; Penaeidae
Exons: 5
Coding region: 1-630 (209 amino acids)
Source: RefSeq, a predicted model, not a curated record
AUGACAGGGUCCUUCUGCCACCUGGAAAGCCUGGAAUUCCAGCAUUUUAAUUUUCCCAUUCUGGAAAAGUUUACUUCCAUGGACCAUUAUAAUCACUGUUGCUCUAGUUGUACCGUCUGUUUCAAUAGUUUAGUGCUUGAAGCAGAUGUUACUGGCAGGAGUCCUCACGUGCAUGUUGCUUCCCAGCAACAGCGGCGCCGAGGAGCAGCAGCAGACGCGGGAAGGCCCAUUAAAUCUCGAGAAAACUGGAAACAAAAAGAAAAACUGCUCUUUACAAGACCUCAACCACCGUUACUUACAACGCCAUUUUCCCUACAAACCAGCGUCAUUCCCUUGACCUGUUACUUAAGUAAUACAAAUGCAUGCCAAGGGAGAAAACUUCGCCGCAUGAAAAGCACCAGUGGUGACUUUGAUAAGCUUCUCGAUGUGGCUACACUUGACAGCUCUACUAUCGAGGAACUGACACCUGAGAAAGACACACCCGAUCUUGGAGACAACCCCAAGUUCUUGACAGUCUGGAAAAGCACUACCACUACCUAUACUGUCACUACCACCUCAUACAACAGAGGCAUUACUGUCUCUGCUUCUGCUUACUGCACUUAUACAGGUUUCACUGGGCCACUUUGCUGAGCCUUUGCGAUGGCUUGG